Molecule: messenger RNA, 2005 nt
Organism: Selaginella moellendorffii
Lineage: Eukaryota; Viridiplantae; Streptophyta; Lycopodiopsida; Selaginellales; Selaginellaceae
Product: protein NRT1/ PTR FAMILY 4.4
Exons: 4
Coding region: 93-1841 (582 amino acids)
Biological process (GO): transmembrane transport
Cellular component (GO): membrane
Molecular function (GO): transmembrane transporter activity
Source: RefSeq, a predicted model, not a curated record
AAACAAACAAAGUGGCUUUGGGGGAGAUUUUUACUCUGUUCGCGUGUGAAUCCUCAGCGAGCGAGCGCGGGGAUAGCGAUUGAUCAAACUCCAUGGCGUUCACUUCUCGAGCUUGGAGAGUGGCACCCUUCAUCUUUGCGGUGGUGACGCUCGAACAGGCAGCUUCUUUCUCAAUUGGGAUCAAUCUCUUCACGUUUGCAUUCAACACGGAGCAUUUCAGCCUCGCCACUGCUGCCAACAUUGUGACCAACUUCAUGGGAACGAUGUUUCUCCUCACGCUCCUUGGAGGGCUUGUGGCAGAUCUCUGGUGGAGUCGGUUCAAGACGAUCGUCGUCUCUGGCGUCCUGGAAAUCCUGGGGAUUCUUCUCGUGGCGCUCGCAGCAUCUAUAAAAUCUCUCACUCCACCCGAGUGCCAGCUUCUAGAUGCUUCCUGCAAGAGCGCAACCUCUUCCCAAAAGGCAGUGUUCUUUGGAGGACUCUACCUUCUAGCACUUGGAGCCGGAGGUGUCAAAGCCAACAUCGCGACCAUGGGAGCUGUCCACUUCGACGAGAACUCGCCCGUGGAGAAGAAAGAACUGGGGACGUACUUCAACACGUACUUCAUCCAUUUCUGCAUCGGAGCGCUCAUUGCGAUCACGGCACUCGUCUACACGCAAGAAAACGUCUCCUUCGAAGUUGGCUAUCUCAUCGCGCUUGGAUGCAUGGUAUUGGGCGUGAUCGUCGCUGCCGCUGGCUAUCCACUCUAUCGACACAACUCGCCCAGAGACGGAACCCAAAGUCCAGUCACAAGCUUCGCCCAAGUUGUCGUGGCCGCGUUUAGGAACCGCAAGCUUUCAGUUUUGUCCCCGGAAGUUCUCCAUCAGGGUCCUCUCGAUGACUCAAAGACUGGCUACAGGAUCGAGCACACGGACCAGUUCACCUUCUUGGAUCGAGCAGCCGUCGUCGACUAUAACUCUCCCCCGACCGCACAAACCAGCCCCUGGAAGCUGUGCACGGUGACACAGGUCGAGGAGGUGAAGCUCAUCCUGCGAAUCCUCCCGAUCUUCGCGAGCACCAUCGUUCUGAACUGCGUCAUCGCUCAAGUCCAGACAGUAACACUCCAGCAAGGCCGGACGAUGGAUCGAAGGAUCACCAAGAGCUUCGAGAUACCUCCGGCGUCGGUGGCAGCGCUCCCGGUCGUGUUCAUGAUCAUAGCUCUCCCAAUCUACGACCGGAUCUUCGUGCCAAUCGCGCGGCGAGUCACGGGUCACGAGAACGGGAUCACGUACUUGCAAAGGAUCUCCGUGGGCUUGCUUCUGGCGAUCGUGAGUAUGGUGGUGGCGGCGUUUGUGGAGAAGAAGCGGAUCCGCGUCGCUCGGGAGUUUGGGCUCCUCGAUUCGCCCACCGCGAGGGUGCCGCUCAAGAUCUACUGGAUCAUGAUCCAGUACUUCAUCAUUGGGCUGGCGGACAUGUUCACAUUCGUGGGUCUCAUGGAGUUCUUCUACCGCGAGGCCCCCGAGAGAGUUCGCAGCAUGUCCACGGCGUUGACCUUUGUCUCCCUCUCCCUGGGCUACUUCUUGAGCUCCACCAUUGUCGAUAUUGUGAAGAGGGUUACUACAAAAGGUGGCGGGCUCGGGUGGCUGCCAAGCAACAUCAACAGGGGUAACAUCAGCAACUUCUACCUGCUGCUUGCAAGCGUCAGCGCCGUCAACUUCGUGGUGUACGUGGCAUGUGCGAGGUGGUACAGGUAUAGAGAUCACAGUGAUGCUGAUUCGGCAUUGGAUCGUGAUGUUGAGUUAGAGGAUGCACCAUCAAAAGCUACGGAUAUUGGUAGUGUGAGCAAGAGGCCCUUGAUGGCCUAGACAAUAUUUCAGGACAUGUCCAUACAGAUUCUUAUAUAAAAUCUCACCAAUCAAGCUAUGCUAACUCCACAUUUUACAUGACAUUGUUUUGGUGUCUACCAGCUUACAAACAUGUAAUUGGAUUCUGAGAAAAGUUAGUAAAAGCACAGAAAAAACAGAAGAAA